AUGACUCUCGAAGUCGGAGUCGUUGGUGCCGGCAUCAUCGGGCUAACCACAGCCGUCAGGAUCAUCGAGAGCGUGGAUGAGGUCCGGGUGACCGUCAUCGCGGAAUCCUUGACGCCUCACACGACGGCCGACGCAGCCAUGGGGUACUUUGGAACCUACCUGACCGACGGCAUCAGCGACGAGAAACUCAGGGAUUGGUGCGUGGAAAGCUACAAUUUUUACCUCCAACUGAUUAGGACGCAACCCGGGGAACAAACAGGGUUGGCGUUAACUCCGGCUUACAGCUACAGCCAGACCUAUGCUCCCAAGCCCCUGUACGCCGAAGCAUACUUGGCGUACAGAGAUCUAACCCAGGAGGAACUGUCAGCAUUCCCAGGCAAUUAUGAGUAUGGAACCUACGCUCUUGCCAUUACUUUCGCCUGCAACAAGCUGCUUUCUUACCUUAUGGAAAGGUUACUGCAAAAAGGCGGUCGUUUCGUCAGCAAGAAAGUGACCAGUUUCAAUGAACUUGCUGAUGACUACGAUGCCAUCGUAAACUGUACCGGACUUGGGGCAUCGUUUCUGGUCCCUGAUCCUGAUGUCAUCCCCGUUCAAGGGCAGACAAUUAAGGUUUCCGCUCCAUGGAUCAAGCAUGCAACCUUCGUUGAGAAAAAAUGUAGCGUUUGUCCGACGGUCGACUACGUCAUCCUGGGUGUAAGCUCUGUACCUGGAGCAUCCUCGCUUGUUCCUGAUCCAGAAGUUGCCAAAACUAUUUGGACUAAUUGCCUGGAACUCGUACCGAGCUUAAAGGAUGCCAAAAUCCUGUCUCACCAGGUGGGACUCAGACCGUACAGAAAACCUAUUCGACUGGAAAUCGAGAACCGCGUAAUUGAAAAGUCGGGAAAAACACUACCCAUUGUUCAUAACUAUGGUCAUGGUGGUUUCGGAAUUACCGUGUCUUGGGGAGCUGCAGGCGACGCGGUGAAGCUCCUCCAGGACGUCAUUCGAGACAACAACUUGACAAGACAAUAA
This is a messenger RNA of Ixodes scapularis (black-legged tick), 1011 nucleotides long. RefSeq names its product D-amino-acid oxidase-like. Lineage: Eukaryota; Metazoa; Arthropoda; Arachnida; Ixodida; Ixodidae. The transcript has 10 exons. Gene Ontology annotation, molecular function: FAD binding; D-amino-acid oxidase activity. The record is from RefSeq and is a predicted model, not a curated record. Bases 1 to 1011 code for a protein of 336 amino acids.